Molecule: messenger RNA, 2213 nt
Organism: Rhagoletis zephyria (snowberry fruit fly)
Lineage: Eukaryota; Metazoa; Arthropoda; Insecta; Diptera; Tephritidae
Source: RefSeq, a predicted model, not a curated record
CAGCACUUGUCACAUCAGCUGUUAACGAAAUAAGGUGGAUAAACGAAGAAACUCGCGUUGGAUGUUGAUCAAAGUAGCCGGUGAAAAAGAUCGAUUGAAUCCUGAUAAUUGUCAAAUUCGUUGUUUUUAGCGUAAUGCCGCCACGACGAAAAUGCAUUUUCAACGCGGACUUGCAAAACCAAUAUAGCUUUAUAACUAAAACCAAUAACACAAGCGAAGUGAAGUGUUUGAAGUGCCAAGCGAUAUUUUCCAUAGCUAAUGGCGGCAAACUCGACAUUCAACAACACUUAGCGACGAACAAACAUAAAAAAGCCAAUAUUGCGCUGUCGUCCAGCAAAACAAUAUCAAAUUUUUUUCAUAAGGAGGUAAUUGAUAGCAACGGAAAGAAAGUAGGCAUCAACGAAGGCACAUGGGCGUUUCAUACGGUGAAACACAACCACUCUUUUCGCUCAAACGAUUGCACUUCGAAACUAAUAAAACGUUGCUUCGAUGACAAAUAUUCUUGCGCUCGCACAAAAUCUGAAUCUAUAAUCUGUAACGUCCUGGCCCCAAAUUCCAUUCAGCAAACGAAAACCGAUUUGUGCGUAACAGACUUCGUCACAGUGUACGUAGAUUGUUCAAAUCAUGGAAGCACAAAACUAUGUCCAAUACUUGUCCGCUAUUUUGCGCCACACAAAGGGAUUCAAGUAAAAAUAUUAGAGGUCAGUGACCUGCCAGGCGAAUCGUCUGACAUCUUGACGAAAUAUAUGUAUGGUCUUUUAAAAAAAUUUGACAUAAAUGAAAAACUGCUUGCUAUUUGUGCAGAUAAUACGAAUUGUAAUUUUGGGGGCGCCAGAAGACUAGGCAAAAAUAAUUGGUACUGUAAACUUCAGGCAUCUAUUGGAAAGCCGCUUAUUGGAAUAAACUGUGCUGCUCACGUUUUGAAUAAUUGUAUUCAAACAUCCAUCGAAUGUCUUCCAAUAGAUGUCGAAGUAAUAGUCGUAAAAAUAUAUUCCUUUUUUUAUAUUUACACAGUUCGCGUAGAAGAAUUAAAAGAAAUUUGCGAUACAGUUGAUAUAGAAUAUAGGAAAUUAAUGGGAUUUAGCAAGACUAGAUGGCUUACUCUGAAACCCGCUAUAGAAAGAAUUUUAAAACUUUUUAAGCCAUUAAAAAUAUACUUUUUAUCGCAAGAAAAAUGUCCAACCAUUUUGAAACAGUUUUUCAUUGACCAUUGCUCUGAAGUCUGGCUUUUUUUGCACAUUGCCAGGCANCCAAUCUCUGAUCCGGUACUCAAUGAAUUUACAGGUUUUUAUUCGAACUUGCAGGAAGUUACAAAAAUCAACAAUAGCAGCAUCAACAUAUACAGCAUCAUAAUGAGCAGCGCCACUGAAAGCUUGGAUGAUGGUAGUGGCAAAGUGUCCGAGACAGAGCCGUCCAUGAGAAGACCGAUUGCGGAAAUGGACCCUUUCAAGCACGCAUCACGACUGGUUCGGUCGCUUACAAAUGUGCUCAACGUAGAGAAGGCAGUACGAGCGAGGUCGUCACCACCAGCGGUGCAGGAUAGCACGCCACAGGCGAAAGCAGUGCGAUCGCGCGGAGAAUAUAUGUCGGAGCUAGGCGAUGCAAUCAAGAAGCUGAUGGAUGUAAUGCGCCCACCUCAGCGCUCAAUCAACAACAACAUGAGGGACAUUGUCAGCCAAAUAGCAAAGUUGCAUGCAAAUGCACAUGAGGAGUACAUCAGAAUAAAAGAAGACAGACGGAACGUCCUCAUCACGACUGCGGAAACCCCCCCAAAGAGGCCCCGCGACGAAAACCAGCCGAAGCGAAGAACGCCACCUAAGAAGAACAAAACCACACAUGAAGAGGUGCCAAGGAAGUCUGAAACCAUCUUGAGUAAGGAGGCGAAAGAUAGUCGCCCUACCAAGAACAAAGAAAAGGAGGAGCAAAAAGGAAAAGGCUGGAUAGCGGUGAAAUGUAAACCACGAAGCAGCAAGAAGACAACGUACAAGCCGCCCCCACGUCUCGAUGCUAUAGUUAUAGCGCGAAAUGGAGAUAUGUCCUACAGCGACAUCUUAAGGGCGAUGAAAAAAUAUGAUGCUUUGCAAAAACUCGGCGAGAAUGUAUCGCGAAUUAGGAAGACGGCCAAAGGCGAAGUCCUGCUGGAGCUGAAGGAAACGCAAAUGAAAAGCAUGGGAGAGUUUAAGAGCGGAAUAUGUAAAGUGCUAGGCGAUCAG